GCGGGAAAAGAAGGUAAAAGCUGCGAAAAGCAAACAAAAACUACCAAACCAAAAGCAAACUCUCUCAUCUCAUCUUUAGGCCAUUUUUAAUUUUAAGAACCAAAAGAAGAACAAGAAGAAAAGCAAAGCAAGCGCGCUAUAAUCUCUUUCUCAUUUUUCGUUUUCUUCUUUGAUUCUCUCUCAAAAGAGAGGAACCAAAAACUAAAGCAGAAAUAGCGAAUGAAACCGAGAUUCUACAAGAAAGAGUGUUUCAGUGUUCGCUCUUAACUAGAUCUGCGUCCUCUUCGUCAUUCUUCUGAUCUUCUUCUUCUUCUUCUCUUCUUUCAGGUACUUGCAUUUCUUCCUUUCUUAGAUCCUCGCUUUUGCAGUAAGCGAUUUCCGGUUUCUCAGUACGAGUUGCAACUUGAAAGCCUUCGAUUACUUCUUUCAGGAUUCGAUAGUUUAUUCUAUAUGCAUUAUAAUGUGAAUGUUGCCUCUCAAGAAUAGAAAACACUGUUUCUCUCGCUCUGUUUUUGUCACUUUUUUUGGCUGUGUUUUUGCUGGAUUUCGUUUAUGUCAUGAUGUCCAUUUUCUUCGAUCUUCUGUCUCGUAUAGUUUGUAGGCAUUUCUUUCCACGUAGAAUCUGCGGAAUGCUUAUGCGUGAUCGAUGGUUUUGGUGUUUGUUUGCCGAGAAAAUUAGGAACGACAUUGAGCGAAGUUUAGACGCUUACUUCGAGUACAGGGAAUGGAAUAGAUGAUCAUAAAGGAAUGACUCCCAUUUCUUCUGUGUCCCAUUCAUGUUCUGCUUAGCAAUUUUGUGUAGAAGAGAUGGAAGCUGGGGAAAGUAACAGUGGUAACGAGAGGCGUAUCAUAUCCAAGGAUUCUUCGUGGUUCAGUCAAUUCAGAAAUGCAUCCAAUCCAUGGAUGGCAAGAUAUGCCUAUGCGUUGAUUUUUCUUGUGUCAAAUCUUCUAGCAUGGGCUGCCCGGGACUAUGGUCGUGGUGCUUUAACAGAAAUGAAGAGACUAAAAGGAUGCAAUGGUGGAAAAGACUGUUUGGAUGCUGAAGGUGUUUUACGAGUGAGCUUAGGUUGCUUUAUAUUUUUUAUCGUAAUGUUUUUGUCAACUGCUCGUACUUCUAAACUGAACGAUGUGAGAGAUACAUGGCACUCUGGAUGGUGGUCGGUCAAGAUUGCUCUCUGGGUCGUCAUGACUAUCAUCCCAUUUUUACUCCCUUCUGAAUUUAUACAGAUUUACGGGGAGGUGGCUCACUUUGGUGCAGGGGUUUUCCUUCUUAUCCAACUAAUAAGCAUUAUCAGCUUCAUUACAUGGCUGAAUGAAUGCUGUGAGUCCGAAAAAUUUGCAGCAAGAUGCCGAAUUCAUGUGAUGUUGUUUGCGACGACUGCAUAUGUUGUCUGUUUGGUGGGGAUAAUUUUGAUGUACAUUUGGUAUGCACCAAAGCCAUCUUGCCUCCUCAACAUUUUCUUCAUUAGUUGGACCUUAGUACUUCUCCAACUUAUGACAAGUGUGUCUCUGCACCCAAAAGUUGAUGCUGGCAUUCUAACUCCAGGGCUGAUGGGACUUUAUGUUGUCUUCCUUUGUUGGUGCGCCAUUAGAAGUGAACCUGCAGGAGGAAACUGCAUCAGGAAGUCUGACUCUACGACAAAAACAGACUGGCUAAGCAUCAUUAGCUUUGUUGUUGCAGUACUAGCAAUCGUUAUUGCGACAUUUUCAACGGGCAUAGACUCCAAAUGCUUCCAGCUCAAGAAGGACAAUACACCACCAGCAGAGGAUGAUGUACCUUAUGGCUAUGGCUUCUUCCAUUUUGUUUUUGCCACGGGAGCAAUGUAUUUUGCUAUGCUAUUGAUUGGGUGGAAUAGUCAUCAUUCUAUGAGAAAAUGGACAAUUGAUGUGGGUUGGACCAGCACCUGGGUAAAAAUAGUAAAUGAAUGGUUGGCAGUCUGCGUAUACUUGUGGAUGCUGAUAGCCCCAAUCAUAUGGAAUAUCAGACAUAUUGGUUCUACCUGAGAACGUCAGAAACAUAAACCAUUCUAGUUUUGAUAUAUUUUUUUUCUUCUAGAAUUACUAUCUUCAGAUAGUUCCAUAUCUCAGAUGUACAUGCAGUGAGACUCCUCCAGCUUUCAGAUAGAAAAAGAAUUGCAAUUCCAAAACCAAGGAAAUUCUCUGGCAGAAACCAUUCUUUUUGAGUGGGCAUUAUACAGAAGCAAUGGAUCUGGCACCAAUGCACAUAUGCUACUGCUUGGAUUGGUUCAAUAUAUAUAUUCCAAGGAUGGGAUUGAAAUCACCACUCCCAACUUUGUUUGACUUGUUGCCCAUCAAUCAAAGCCUGACACGUGGAUUAAAAAUUUUAAAUAUCUUUUAUUAUUUUUUGUCUUACACCCUGUAACUGUAGCAAUUACUCUUCUACCUUAAGUAAUAUUCUUCAAGUAA
Molecule: messenger RNA, 2427 nt
Organism: Vigna angularis (adzuki bean)
Lineage: Eukaryota; Viridiplantae; Streptophyta; Magnoliopsida; Fabales; Fabaceae
Exons: 13
Coding region: 808-2004 (398 amino acids)
Cellular component (GO): membrane
Source: RefSeq, a predicted model, not a curated record